UUGGUCCAAAUCCAAGAUGUCACAGUGAAAUUAUGGAUUCCCAAUCGAAGCCAGUUGGUGAAGUCAUAACUGAAGGUUUCAGCACAUGUCUGGAAAAGAACAUAGCCAUGGGUUUAUGUGCAAUCAGGGACUCAUAAGCCAAGGGCCAACUUGAAGUUGCUUCCCAGCUCAAAAUCUUAAAACUUGGCUCGAGUUGAGUUCGAGUUUACACAGUAAAAUUGAAACGAUAAAUGAGUCGAGUUGAGUUGCAAUAAUUCAGCUCGUUUAAACUCGACGCGGCUCGCUGCCUAAAACCGGUUGAAUCGCAUAAACCGGUUCACCAAUUUAAAGAAACCGGUUCACCAAUUUAAAGAAACCGGUUCAAAGUAAACACACUUCACUAUUUGCCGAGGCAAGCGAUCCCUUCUCUUUCCAAUUCCUCGCUCUUUCUCUCGCUUCCGUCGACCACCCUUCCAGUUCCCCCACCGCCGCACCCCCCGCAAGCACAGCAGCACCACCGUCGGCCCACCUGUCUGUCUUCUCUUGCCUCUGCCGCUCGUAUACGGAACCAACACCCUUAGCCGGUUUUAGACGGAACCAACAUCCUCAUUCUCCGCGGCUGCACGCAAAACCACCGUUCGUCUACGUGUUCGGUGUUCCCUGCUGCACCACUGCUUGCAAGGCUCCAACGGACCGCUGUAGUAUUGCCCUCUGCUGCUCCGCCGGUUUGGGAUUUGGGAGUGCUUCCAAAAGCAUAUGGAUUUGAUAACAGCACAUAAGACCCACUAUGGUGAGGUUCCAAUUCAGUCAGUUGCCUGGGUGCAGUCUGUCCUAACUCUAGAUUCCGAUGGAUGCUGCACAUACCAAGAAGGGCACUUCAGACUGCAGAGUUGGCUCAAACGCAAUUUUCUGAUUUAAGUCUUCUGCAGCAUUCAGCAAACCUGCCCUGCCAUGAAGAUUAACCAUGCAGCAAUUGAAUAUUAUAUACUUCAAAUUUUUGGUCGUGAGGGCUUUAGUUGGCAUUUGCAGGCUUGCCCUAAACCCUUCCUAAUCCUCUGCUCUGCCUGCGAGAGAGAGAGAGAGAGCAGCCAUGGAGGGCCCCGGAAAGUUCAUCCCCACGAAUCCAAGACUGCAGCCGCCGAAGAAGCAGCCGGACUCCUCCCCAGAGUCGAACUACUGGCGCUCCUUCAAGACCCGACAGCUAACCCUCCCACGCCUCUCAUCCAGCGCCGUCUCCUUCGUCCACUUCUCCCCUGCCCCUCCCCACGACUUCGUUCUCACCUCCUCCGCCUCCCUCACUCUCUUCUCUUCAUCCACCCUCCGCCCCAUCUCAUCCAUCACUGACUUCCCUGACGUUGCCUUCUCCGGCGCCUUUCGCUUCGACGGCAAGCUCGUCGCUGCUGGUUGUCAGUCCGGCGUCGUCCAGGUUUUCGAUGCCACGUCCCGCCUUGCCCUCCGCCGACUUGAGGGCCACGCCCGUCCCGUCCGAUUUGUCCGGUACCCCUUACCUUCCUCCGGCGACAAGCUCCAUCUCCUCUCUGCUGGCGAUGACGCCCUUGUUAAGUGGUGGGACGUCUCCACCGGCACGGAAGUCCUCACCUUCACUGGCCAUCGGGACUACGUUCGCUCUGGCUCGCCGAGCCCCACGUCCGCCCAUCUCUGGGCGACGGGAUCUUAUGACCACACCGUUAGGGUUUGGGACAUCCGACGGCCGGAAUCAUCGGUACUUUCCGUCAACCAUGGUGCCCCGGUGGAGGCCGUGCUGUUCCUCCCGUCCGGGGGAUGGAUGGCCACUGCUGGAGCGAAUUCUGUCAAGAUCUGGGACGUUAUCAGUGGCGGGAAAAUGAUCCAUUCUAUGGAGAACCACAACAAGACGGUGACGGCCCUCUCCCUCGGCAAGUUCUCCGGCCAGGACGGCGUGGAGUCGACCCGGAUCUUCAGCGUCUCACUUGACGGAUACUUGAAGGUGUUCGAUUAUUCGAAUUUCAAGGUUACUCAUACAUCGCGCUUCCCUUUUCCCCUCCUGUCGGUCGAUUCAUCGCCUUCGUCUCUGGUCCGGGCCAUCGGAACCGCGAAUGGCGUCGCCUUCGUUAGCAAGAGGAAGAAUAUGACAGAAGCCGACGGGGAUUCUGCGCCAAGUGGGGCCGAAGGAUUGUUGGAAGAGAAGAAGAGGACUUCGAAGGCUCGAGGAUUCAGGUAUUUUGAGCGCGGGCAAAACGAGAAGCCGUCUGGAGGUGAUUUUAUGGUGCAAAGGCCAGAGAAGGUGAAGUUGGCGGAGCACGAUCGAUUGCUUAAGAAAUUCCGACACAAAGAGGCACUAGUUUCGGUCCUUAGGACAAAUGAUCCGAUGAUGGUCGUCGCUGUGAUGGAGGAACUAGUGGCAAGGAAUAAGCUUAUCAAGUGUUUGACGAAUCUGAAUUCAGAGGAGGAACUCGGAUUGCUUCUGGGGUUUCUGCAUCGAUUCACCACUAUGCCGAGAUAUGCCAGAUUCUUGAUGGCAGUGGCGAGGAAGAUCCUCACACAGCGGGCUAACGACAUCGGGAGCUCACCCGCAUUGAGGAAGCAUCUGGCAGGCCUCAAGGCCACCGUUGCUGAGGAAAUUAAGAUACAGAACUCGUUGAUGGAGAUACAAGGGAUGAUCUCCCCAUUGCUGAGUAUUGCUGGAAGAUAGCUCUAUGUACUCACCCUUGACUAUGUCGCAAUCAUGGAUUCCUUGGGGGGAACUCAGCUGCAGAAUUCAUUGACGGACACAACUACUCGGCCAUUUUUCUCUUUUGACAUUUCUCUCUUUUAUUCACCUUUUGAUAAUCUAUUUUAUCUGUGUGUUCAUUCUUUUACUUCUGACAAUGAAGAGAAGUAGAGAACUGUUUGGAGGAGAGUUUCCUCUCCUUGAGCUCUGAGAACUGAAUGGCUGUCUUGGCCUUUUACUGUACUGUAAGAAAAGGUUUCAAAUUUUUGGCGAAUUUUGUCA
Nymphaea colorata (pocket water lily) is the source of this 2950-nucleotide messenger RNA. RefSeq names its product protein SLOW WALKER 1. The record is from RefSeq and is a predicted model, not a curated record. Gene Ontology annotation, molecular function: protein binding. Bases 1070 to 2650 code for a protein of 526 amino acids. The transcript is spliced from 5 exons. Gene Ontology annotation, cellular component: nucleolus. NCBI's taxonomy places the organism in Eukaryota, Viridiplantae, Streptophyta, Magnoliopsida, Nymphaeales, Nymphaeaceae. Gene Ontology annotation, biological process: rRNA processing; positive regulation of transcription by RNA polymerase I.